AUGCCACUCCAAUUCUGGAGGUCGCCCGGACAGGGCUCCAAAGACACCGAUCCACUGCUAGAGGCAGCAUUUCCUCCGGAAAUCGAGGACGAUUACCUGAAGACCGACGAAGAGGAAAGCGAUGAUGAUAGCGACGAAGACGAAGAUGUCAAAGAGGCUCGUGCUGAGCGGUUGCGCCAGACUGGAGGCUGGCUUGGCUACCUGAAAGACUUUACCAUCUUCCUGCCUUAUGUCAUACCCAAACGAGACAUCAAAGUACAGAUAUGCCUACUCAUCUGCCUCGUCACGAUCGCGAUAGAGCGCGUCCUACAAGUGGCCAUUCCAUAUGUUCUUGGGGUAAUUGUGGACAAAGUCACACACGGAUCGAUACCUAUUCGGGAACUCCUCAUCUUCCUUGCCCUCGAUCACCUUAACAGCGAGUCGGGGUUGAUCUUCGUCCAAGAGCUGUCCAAGAUACCCAUCAAGCAGUUCUCGUACAAGCAAUUGACUAACGCUGCUUUCAGCCACGUCAUGUCCCAGUCAAUCGAUUUUCACUCUACGCAAGACUCAGCCGAGGUCAUGAAGGCCGUUGAGCAAGGCGAAGCGUUGGGCAACGUCCUCGAGAUGGUGGUCAUUGAAAUCGUACCAACCUUGAUCGAUGUCAUCGUGGCUUGCACUAUCUUCUACAGGAAGUUCACUCCGGUCGUGGGAAUGGUCUUGCUUGGUGCAUCAAUCUUAUUCAUGGCUGCCGAAGCUUUCUCAACGCGACUCACAACCGGCCACCGGAGAAAUGUGACAAAGGCCGAACGUAUCCAGAUACGAAAGAUGCAUCAAGCAAUUCAAGGUUGGCAAACUGUGACCUACUUCAACCAAUUCAAGAGGGAGGCCAGUGUACUCUCCGGUGCUGUGAGUGAUCACAUGAAGGCAAGGACACGUUUCGAAGUACGGCAAGCGCUCAUAAAGGCUCUCGUUGAGCUGCUGGUACCGACUACCUUCUUCGCCCUGGCUUACCUCAUCCUCCAGCGCAUCGCUGCAGGCAAAGCAUCACCAGGAGACUUCGUCUUCUUCCUCACGUACUGGGAUUCGAUCAUCUAUCCGCUAAAGUUCUUGACAGAAAAUGUCCGGUGGUUGGUGCGUGACUUUGUGGACGCCGAACGAGUUCUUCACCUUCUGCAAACCCAGCCAUCAGUCAUGGACGCGCCCGAAGCCUACCCACUCGCAGUGCGCGAUGGCGAAGUCCGAUUCGAUGACGUGUCCUUCAAGUACGACUCCAGCCGUUACGCACUCCGCGACGUCUCCUUCACCGUCUCGCCUGGCCAGACCGUCGCUCUCGUAGGCCAAACUGGCGCCGGCAAAUCGUCGAUUCUGAAACUACUCCUGCGCCUGCACGACGUCACAUCCGGCAGCAUCACCAUCUCCAAACAAGACAUCCGGCACGUCACACUGAGUUCACUUCGCGACGCCGUAAGCGUAGUUCCCCAGGCACCCACGUUCUUCAACACCUCAAUCAUGGAGAAUGUGCGAUACGCCUGCGGCACCGCAACUGACGAAGAAGUCCACGAAGGUUACAAUACGCACGUCGGCGAGCGCGGCGUUAAGCUGUCGGGUGGCGAGGCGCAGAGACUUGCGAUCGCGAGGGCGCUCCUUAAGGACGCACCAAUCGUUCUGCUAGAUGAAGCGACCAGUGCGGUAGAUACGGUGACAGAAGGGAAUAUCAAGAGGGCAUUCGAGAAGCUAAAAGAAGGGAGGAUUGUGAUUGUUAUCGCGCAUCGGCUGAGUACAAUUGUAGAUGCGAAUUCGAUCUUAGUGUUGCAUGAGGGAACUAUCGUGGAGAGAGGAACGCACGAAGAGUUGUGCGAGAAAAAAGGGCGGUAUUACGAGCUGUGGAAACAGUCUUAA
Parastagonospora nodorum SN15 is the source of this 1878-nucleotide messenger RNA. RefSeq lists its product as hypothetical. Gene Ontology annotation, cellular component: membrane. NCBI's taxonomy places the organism in Eukaryota, Fungi, Ascomycota, Dothideomycetes, Pleosporales, Phaeosphaeriaceae. Gene Ontology annotation, molecular function: ABC-type transporter activity; ATP binding; ATP hydrolysis activity. The record is from RefSeq and is a predicted model, not a curated record. The coding region runs from base 1 to 1878 and encodes 625 amino acids. The transcript has 2 exons. Gene Ontology annotation, biological process: transmembrane transport.